UGUUUCGCUAUAGUUUGUCCUAAUGGCAUUACAAACAUAACAGGAACCACAAGUGGGCAUUUCGUGUAUCCAGAGUCUGGUAAUUAUGGAGCAAAUGAGACAAAAUGUUGGAGGAUUGAGGUUCCUAAACCUUACUUCGGCUACGGAAUGACAUAUCACACGUAAGAUAAGCUUAACUUUCCAUUCUAGCCAUGAAGCAUAGAAAAAUCAUAAAAAUCCGAAAGUAAUCCCCUUUGUAUUAUAUGCCCUUCACUUAUAAAAAAAGCCUCUAAAUUUCAACAGCAAUAACAAUACCAUAUGAAAAUAGACUGUCAAGAGAUCUGGGCCACGAUGUUGCGUUUAAAGUAAUCAUCAGACGGUCAAAUCAAAAGAUGAAGGUUGUCACUAAUUUCCCAGAGAGUUACAAUUCCCCCGGCCAAUUCACGAGUUAUAUCAUUCUCGUCCCAGAACCUCCUGGAGGCCUACGUAUGAGGACCAGGAGGCUCUGGGGAACUCCGGGGACACAGGAUUUGAAUUCCUAGAUUUCAGGACUUCCGGUCAUUUCUGAUUUUUUACAACGUUUCUAAUAGCAGGCACUUGCUCUUGCCCAAGUAUCAAUGACUGUAAAUUUAGGUGAUUCAAAACUUUUAAAAGAGAAUCCUCCUACUUACCUUUGAUUCGGAAAUGACCGGAAGUCCUAAAAGCUAGGACUUUCAAAUCCUCUGUCCCUAGAGCCUCCUUGUUCUCGUGCUAAGGCCCCCAGGAGGCUCUGGGGACCAGUUGGAGUUAUAUUUGAAGACAGAAAUUUAUCAGCCAAACACAAAUUUCCCUCCCAUCAUACACAUGAGAUUCCUGUAUUUAAAAACUGAGAGCCGAAGGCGCGAGUUAUCUUGCGGGUGUCUGGGGACAUGAAAUUUAUGGAGCUUUUGAAAUCACUGGAAACGCGUUUAUUUCUACCAAUACUUAGAAAAUUGUGUCCAAUUUGUAUCACCAUUCUGUCAGUUUUCUGCACAAAAACGUACACUGAUUUAAAACAUAAUUAAUAUCAAGGCCAGUUCUCAAAUAACACCACACAGCGUCAGUUCUUACCUUGUGCCUAUUUAGACUAUUUAAGACUACAACAUUGUUAAAUCUCUGCUGGGUCAUCUUUGCUCGCGGUUUUGACUCUGUGCGCCAUUGUAAAUAAUCUUUCACCCGUAGCUGCAGUGGCUUGAUCAGGAAGUGGAGGAGUAAACAAGCGAAAUUAACGGUAGGGCUAUAGCCCAGCCAGCCCCUAUGUAGCUCUAUGUUCCGCUGUCCCUGAAGUAGCUACAGUCGGGCUAGUUUCAUGUUAUCUUACUUUUCACUUUUAGCUUUGAAUUUGAAGAGUGCAGAAAUUGUGAAUGUGAUUUUGCAAUAGUUGGAGAAAGCUACGACGACCUUGUUGGUCAGCAAAAUCAGUGUGGAAGAUUCAGUCGUUCCAGUUUAGAAUAUAGCAACAAGUUACGAGGGAAAGGACCCACUCGGAGCGUAGAUUAUUCAGAUAAUAUCUUUAUACGCGUGAGAACUGAUGAUUCUGUUCACUACAAAGGAAUCAACUUCUCCUACAUCGUCAAGUCUAAUUCGACGUGUAAGUAAUAACUAAAUUACCACUGACAAUUGCUCCACUAACUUAACCAACUGAAUAAGCUGGAAACCAAGAUAUUUUUCAAAAAUCGAUAGAAAACAUGUCACUGAUUCGUGAUUUCUUGAGACACAAAAACGAGAAUUUCUGGGGAAUUUCAUAAAAUCUAACGUCUGGCUAACCGCUAAAACCAGGCGUCAGAUUAAAGUGGUACGGUUAGACAAGUUACCGAGUCGCCAAGUAAAUUCUAGGGGACUAGGCUGAGAAAGAGAUUUUAAGCAGGAAAGAUAACGCGUAAGGCGAAAGUAGUCACCCUAAAAACAGGACUUGACACUGACUAGUCCUGAGAAGGAAAUGUGCAACAGACGAAGUUACACUCAUAUCUAUAGAACUACCAACAAAAACAAGAUAACAAAGUUGUUUUUGGUAGUUGAACUUCCUGGUAAAUUUACCCCCGGCCCGCAGAUUUACUUCGCGAUUGGUGUGCAUGUCACGCCCGACCCAGAUUCCUGGUGUUCGCCCGUCCAGCCGUACUUCCUGCUGACCGUUUUGUGGUGUGAUGUCUUGAUUAGAUGGCAUUCAACUAUCUUUAAUUAAAACUACCUCCCGAGGAAUCCCGUAAAUUGAUGAAUUGUUAUAAAUGUUCUGUUAAUUGCUAACAGACUCAAUAACUGCACUCAACCUAACCCAUGGUGGGUUCCUCGUAAUGAGCAUGGUGAGAUCAGCAAAGUUAUUAAUUAAGGCCCCGUCAACACAAAUCCGGAUAAUUCUAAAUACAUUUGUUUGUUUGUUUGUUUGUUUUUUACAUGAAUCGGCCUUCUUUCUACAUGAAACCAGUGAAUCUGCUCAGCAAAACCUGAUCUUUUUGAAACCUCUCUCCAGAGGGGUUCAACGCACUGUUCACACGAAUGCCCGGAUUCUAUAAAACACUAAACAAUACCCAUAACUUCAUAUUUUUGCCCUAAUUCGCGCAGACAAGGCGAAAACCCACUCUGGAGAGCGGUUUCGAAAAGACGCGGUUUCGGUGAGCGGAUUUUGGCAAUGGUGUCAUGUGAACGAAAGACCGUCCUGCAAAACUAUCCGGAUUAAUUCGUGUGAACAUGGCCUCAAUUUCAGGAUUACGGUCUUUAUCUAUCGCUUCUCUUGUAGUUGGUGCUCAGAGCGUCUUAAAUGCAUCUGAAGAUGAGACCAUCGAGUUUAGCACCCCAAAAUUUGGCAUCAAAAACUACCCUGCAAGUUUCGCUUGGAGUUGGUUUUUAAUCGUUCCUCCAGAACACCAGGUUCAAAUCACUUUCGACCCUACAUUCGAACUGGAGCAAGCUACAAACUGCGAGAAUGACUACCUAGAAGUCCGAGAAGCCUACGCAAACGAACCAAUUACCGACCCCGCCGAUCUUAAAGGAGAAUAUGGGAUAAUUCUGUCCAAACCUGUAUGUGGCACUAAUAACCCAGGCACAAUACAGAGCGUGGGUAACAUGGUCUGGGUACACUUCAAGAGUGACAGUGACACCACUACUACUUACAGAGGAUUCAAAGCCUCCUUUAAAGCAGGUUAGUAAAUAACAUAGUAAGCUUUCAUUGCAGGCAUUUCUUUCGGUGCGUGAACGGUUCUGAAAGAGUAAACUCUAUUCUGAAUCAAAGAAUUAACUCUUUAAUUUAUCGCACUAUUAAAAUGUUUCUUGAUUAGAGAACCUGGUUCUUCCUAUUCGUUUUCUGUAUUGUUUCUUUGUUUUUUGCUAUUACCACUGUGUUUCAUUACAGCAAGUUUCUAUUUUUCAGUCAGUUAUUUACACUAUCAUUCAUUCUCUUCUUGUUUUUUCCUUAGGCCAAAUGCGAUUGUCCAUCAGACAUCCGAUGCUGCUUCUUUUCGUUUCUUCUGUGAUUGUUCUUACAUCUACGAACGCCAUAAUUUAA
Porites lobata is the source of this 3496-nucleotide messenger RNA. The record is from the annotation of a GenBank genome assembly. NCBI's taxonomy places the organism in Eukaryota, Metazoa, Cnidaria, Anthozoa, Scleractinia, Poritidae.